CACAUGUAUUACAAUUCCUCUCUGGCUAUUUGUUAUUCGAAUGAAAAAUACUCAGUUCUGAUUACUUCUGACUUGAUCGUAAAUGUUCAAUACCAUCCGAUAGUAUAGUAUAUUAUUUCUUCGAGAUAUUUACCGGUUUGCGCCGAGCCUUUUAUAAAAUAAUAUUUAUACAUAAAAUUAUUUUAUUGAACUUGUAAUUUAGAUUCCAAUAAUUGUUAAGUAUUCCAUAACGUUCUAACGUAAAAACCAGAAAAAUGUUUAAAAAAUUUGACGAGAAAGACAGUGUUUCUGGUAUACAACAAUUGAAAUCAUCAGUUCAAAAAGGAAUUCGCUCAAAACUUUUAGAGCUUUAUCCUUAUUUGGAAAAUUAUGUGGAUACUAUAAUUCCAAAGAAAGAUGCUUUUCGAAUUGUAAAAUGUCAUGAUCAUAUAGAAAUUAUAGUAAAUGCAGCAGGAGAUCUUUUAUUUUUUCGGCAACGUGAAGGACCUUGGAUGCCGACUUUAAGAUUAUUACAUAAAUAUCCUUUUUUUUUGCCAAUGGAACAAGUUGAUAAAGGUGCUAUUCGAUUUGUUCUUAGUGGAGCAAACAUAAUGUGUCCAGGUUUAACAUCUAAAGGUGCAAAGAUGACUCCUGUAGAAAAGGGAACAGUUGUUGCUGUUAUGGCCGAAGGCAAGCAACAUGCUUUAGCUGUAGGUGUAACCACAUUAUCAACUGAAGAUAUAGCAAAAGUGAACAAAGGAGUAGGUAUAGAAAAUUGUCAUUACUUAAAUGAUGGACUUUGGCAAAUGAAAUCUGUAAAAUAAAAGACUGAUGUAUAUUGUGUAAGGUUUAAUAUAUAAAAGUCUUAUUUGUUA
This is a messenger RNA of Megachile rotundata (alfalfa leafcutting bee), 854 nucleotides long. It is a transcript of the gene MCTS1, whose product is annotated as malignant T-cell-amplified sequence 1 homolog. Gene Ontology annotation, molecular function: RNA binding. The record is from RefSeq and is a predicted model, not a curated record. Lineage: Eukaryota; Metazoa; Arthropoda; Insecta; Hymenoptera; Megachilidae. Gene Ontology annotation, biological process: formation of translation preinitiation complex.